This is a messenger RNA of Bactrocera latifrons, 5341 nucleotides long. RefSeq lists its product as uncharacterized. The record is from RefSeq and is a predicted model, not a curated record. Bases 299 to 5179 code for a protein of 1626 amino acids. NCBI's taxonomy places the organism in Eukaryota, Metazoa, Arthropoda, Insecta, Diptera, Tephritidae. The transcript is spliced from 6 exons.
UUCAAGAAGUUUUUCCAAUGAGGAGUUACUAGUUUUCAACACUAAACAUUAAUCGGAUUGCGUUCUAUUUUCAGUAAAUUUGGAAACAUUGACUUAGCGGCGAAAUAAGUUAGACAUUUUCGGUGCGAAACAUCAGAGCAAAAAUUAGUUUUCAAUCAAAUUUUUUUUUUCAUUUGUCGUAUUUUUAUUGGAAAGCAAACAAUUGGUGAAACUUAACGAAAUUAUUUAAAUAUCUAGCGUUUAUUUGUUAACGAAUUUUUCGAUAUCAAAAGCAAAUACUAGUCACCAGCAUUUGUUGAUGGGAUUUCGGUAUCAGGAACUAAAAGACAGGGGGGACAGCAUAGAACUUGAGCACAAGGAAAGCUAUACAACCGAACGCAGUCACAACGGUUAUAUUAAACGACAUAAGACCGUAUUACGCGAACGAUUUCCACACCCGAAUGUCAAGGCAGCGCGCAAGCAGCAGAAACAACAAACAAAGCGCAGCACCUACACAACAACAACACUUAGACCAGAAACAGCAUCGGAGCGAAACACCACCACCGAAACAUUCGGCAAUUCGCCGGAGAGUGGCGCCUUGCUGACGACUUGCCGUGACAAAUCGCACCUGGAACGCGCAGUCAAUCGCACUUCGGUGCAGUUGAAGCGUUUGGCACAUGAAAUUGAUCAUGAAAUUGCCAAAUUGAAGCGGGAAAGGGACAAACUAAUGUUCAGAUCGCGUCCGCACCCGUUGAUGCGCAACGCUGCCAUACAAAACGAUCUGCACACGAAAAUCGAAUCGUUGGACAAACUAAAGGGUAUCGAUACACAGUUUGCCAAAAAUAUCGAGUUUACGAUUGAAAAAUUUUCGAGUCAGCAUAAGUUCGUUUGCACUUCACCGCGUUACGCGCGCGACGAGCAAACCUCGUGUCGGCCGCGCAUGCGCACAAUUGGCCUGCAGAAAGAUACGCAACGCGGCGGUGUUGAGGAUAAUUUGCAAAACCUUAAGGGAAAACUCAACGCUACCAUACAUUAUUCGGCCACCAAUCUGGCGGCUUUGAAGACAAAAGGGUUGCUCGACACCACACCGCCCAACUGCUAUGCCUUCGAUUAUGGCGGCACGGGCGAUGGGCAGAGCGCUGUGAAUGUUUAUCACUUGCAGAACUGUCGUUGCGCUGGCGGUUGCAAUCCAAAUGACUGCAAUUGCACGAAGACUUGUGAGCGCUACAAUAGCGUUGGCAAUUACAAUGGCAUGUUGUGUAAUAAAAACACUUAUGUGGAGAAGGCACUUACGCCGUGUAAAGAGUACAAAUACUGCCGUGAUGAGUAUCAUUACAAUUAUCCGUCGCAGAAUAAAUGUGUAGUGCCGGCGACGAACCAAUCAUGUGUGCCAUGUUCGCCUUGUAUGCCAUGCUAUCAGCCCUGCCAGCCGUGUCAGCCGUAUCAACCAUGUGCAACCUGUUUACCGCCUUGCCCAACCUAUAGUGAGUGUCAACCACCCAAGCCGCAGGCAAAAAUUAUCUAUGGCAGGCGUGUGAGUGACUUAAAUACAGAAGAUUUUUAUCAUCCCACCGCCACGCACGCCACGAAAACAUUUAAACAUGGCAGUCCAAGACACUCAAAGAACAAGGAGCGUUUGACGGUCGAUGUACCGAAGGAUGGACGCACACUUGUUGAUAUUGAAAGAAGUGGUGAUCGCUCGCGUAGCAAAACGGGUCGGAAAAACGAGAGCGAAGAUAAGGCAAGGCAGCGUAGUGCGAAAGCUUAUGACGUCGGUUCUGGGCGUAAAGCGAGUGAAAAGCAUCAAGUGCGCGAGCGUAAGCCACGUCAGGGGAGUGAAUCGUCGGGUAGUGUCGACUCCUCGGAAAAGGCACGUCAAAUGAAGAGCAAGGAAAAACUGCUGGAAAUAACAUUUACCAAGGAGCGGCGUCACAAGCCCUCGUCUGAGUCAGAUGAAUGUAUUACGUACGAGCUGCCAAAGGCAAGCCGAGAGUAUUCACGAGAGACAAAACGCUCUCUGAAGCAAAUGACGAUUACAGCUUAUAAACCCUGUAAGCCGGGCGAAAGUGAAGGCAAAUAUGAUUUAGAUCGAAAAAAGACGCAAAAGAGCAAAGCACAAAGUGCUGAUGACGAUAAAACGUGGGAUGAACGGUUAAGGCAAAUGGAGUAUCCACCAGGACCAGAUGAAUGGCACGCUGGUAUUCCUACUAUAACAGAAGUUUUAGAUGAUUACCGCAUUGGUGAUACCUACGCUAGCAAUGUACCUACAAUCAUACAGGAACCCACUGAAACACAGUAUAGGGCAGGUUAUGGAGAGUUCUUUCAGCUGUCACCGCAACGAAGCUAUGAUAUAAUGCCGGUACAAAAAAAUACAGUCCGAGAUUUGCCGCCAUCUCAAAGUCCCGAACGCGGACGACGUAUACAACGAACAAGCCCGGUGAGGCCUGGAGAGACACCAGUUGGAGCGCAUGAUAGAGAACGAACUGUUAGCGGCACUGGACGAGAUGAACAACCUAGAGUUGCCAGCGACGGCAGACAACGGGAAUUGUAUGAAAAAGAUAGAUCGGAAGUAUUUAGGGCAUAUGGACUUGAAGAGAAACCCAGAAUAGAGAGGGGAUACAGAUCUGUCGGAAAACAAGAUACUGAGAGGAGCUAUGGUCGAGCUUUCGAUCAGAGGCGAUCUAAAAGCGAACAGAAACCGAGAUCAGAUGAAGGUUACAGACCUAUUGGAAAUCAAGGUGCUGGUCGAACUUACUAUGGACAGCGUACUCCAAGAGACUAUGUUCGAUCAAGACAAGAGGAGGAAAGACGUGACACAAACACUUUGUACGAUAACACUUAUGAACCUAAAUUCACUUCUAGUACAGCUCGUUCCGCACGUGACUAUGAGCGAGGUAUUAAAUCAGAUGAAAGGUACGAUCCUCGUGGUUUACCGCGUAAAGUUUAUGGUGAGCCUCGGUCUGCGCAAAUGCCUGGCAGAACUUACGCCUUGGAUGAAACACCCCGUUCGGCUCGCUAUGAAACUCAUAGCCCAACACCAUUACAUAGUCCAACACGUAGGAUGGAGGAUCCUCAUGCUUAUACUCCAGACACGAAACCUCGUUUCCCUCCUGGGUUGAAAUCGGACGAUAACAUAGAAUUUGAAGGAUUUUCACCCUCCCACUCCCGCGAUGAGUAUGGAAAACCAGAAGGAAAAGGAUCUCCAAAAGAACAUAUUAGUGAAACCGACCAGAGAGUGGUGACGGAUCCCGGACAAACAAGUGGAAGAAAAGUUAUGAAGGAAGAAGAUUUUAAACAGGAAGAAGUUACUUUAAUGCGUACCGAUCAACUUGGAGAUAUAGGCUUAUCAUCUAAAAAACCAGAAAUUUCCUCCGCAGAUAUGAAAUUUAAAAACGAUACUCAAAAGGCAGGCACAUCUGAAGAUCCCUAUAGUCCUAGGGCAGACAUUAAGGCUGAGAGUCCAGAUACAACUAAAGGAGCUGAGAGCCCUACGUCUAGCACUCCACGUACGGGAAAGCAGCCUACUACGGGUAGAGGAUUUACAGGCAGCGAGGAAAUAUUGGAAAAUGUACCGCCAGUUCCAGAAAUCACAAUUGAGGAUACAGACGAAAGUGGUAGCAGUGCACCUAGUGGAAGAGGGAAAAGUCCCGAAACAAGUUUACGCGAGCAGGCUAAAUCAGCCAUUAAAGGUGGAACGUUGCAGGAACCAGAACAAUUAAGAUCCCCAAAAUAUAAAGAUCGGGAUAAACUGCGCCAGUUGGAUAGCCGUAGUCAGCCAGAACAAAUAAGAAGCAGUCCGGUUAGACAACCGGGCAUCCAUGAUAGUGCGGUAAUAGGUGGAGGCUUUGCUAGAUCGGAUACAGCUGGCGGCUUGGGUGGGUCUGCAAGCCCACUAAGUCCUUUCCCGAGUCUUGAAACACCAAAAAUUUAUAUGAAACCUCGAGCAUUAUGCACUGAUUACGGUACCGCGUGCUUUCCUCCAACUGAAGACGAUUGCACUAGACGGACUAGUCUACGUUCCAACUGCGUUGCGAACGCGGGAGAUGCUUAUAUGUGUAAACCAUGCAAUACACAGACAACUUCGCCAUCAGCGUCUCCACGCCAAUGUUUAUGUCCAGUAGAAAAUGGUAGUGAAAUUCCUUAUGAAAAGCUAGGCGAUCAAUACGAACAUUCGCCGGUACGCCAAUUAGCAGCUAACUCUCAUAUGGCUGUAGCAUUGCAGUCCGAUACCGCAAUUGCCAAUUAUAAGCCAUUACCUCAACAAAGUUUAUCGAAGAGCUGCAUAACUUUGCGCUCGACCGGAACACAGUACUCGGCGACGAUUAUCGAGCAAAAGGAAGAUCGCUGUGCACCACAGUAUGUACCGCUGCCGAAAGAAUGCAGUGAAAAAUAUGCGGAUCAAGCGAAGAGCUCUGCAGCGCCAUCUACAUGCACAUGUGACUCCUCACGUCAGAGUCAAAAAUCGCCGCUUUCAACUUCGGAUAGUACGAAAAAAAAGUAUCAGUUUCUAUGUGACGAAAACAAUGAGGAGCAAAAUGGAAUGGUGCAAAUAAAGAAUAAUGAAGAGUGGUGUGGUAGAGUAGAAAUAAACUCGGAGAAGAGACAAAUUUUCAUUGGGCAACAUAAACAAAAACCACCAACUCAAUGCGUAGAUGAGCAGAACUAUUUGUUACCAUGGCAACAGGAUGAAAAAUUUAUACCGGGCCAACCAAUAAGUAGUUGCAAUAUGACACCUUGGCAAAAUGGGCCAAUGAAGUUCUUGCAAACGGUACAAAAAAGUCCGCGCCUUCAAAACUACGUGGAACGUAGAACGCCAAGGUUUAAUGCCACUAUGCCGCCGCAUCAAGAAAUGCCGGAAGAGGAAGAUCGAUGUGCACAAGAACUAUCACAGUACAAGCCGCAGCCACGUGUGCAAUUUAUGGAGCAAUACAGCAGCUGUGGACCGGCCUGCUAUGCCCAGGAUGAAGCAGCGAAUUUACAGAAUGAAACAGCAGAGUCUAUGCGCAACUGCACGCCAAGAGGACGCCUAAGCUUCGCUUAUGGCGGCGAAUACCAGCAGAUACCGGAAUUCACUGGCUGUCCAUGUAUGUUCAAAACUUAUCUAAAUAUGGUGACACUUUACUAUCCCGAUUGUCGCGUACAACUGCGGGAGGAUUGCGUUGAAAUUGAGGACGAUGAUGAUGAUGAGUGCAAUAAAUGAUGAUGAAAUGUUAUAAUCGUAUCAAAUAUUUGAAGUAUGUGCACUAGUGUAUUUUUGACGACUACACCGCAUUACCGCUAAUUUAUUUUGCUCAGUUUUUGUGCUGGUUCACACUUUAUUAUUUUUUUGUUUGUACUAAAAACAAAAACGAAAACAAAAAAA